UCGUGAUUACUUUAACUCCCUAUGACUGGAAUAACUACCAGUUACCCAUACCCAGCCACACAUACAAAUAAAACAUAUUACAAUGACAGAUCGCCAUUCAGUCUUAAAUUUCAAACUAUUUCUUCUUCCUUUCAGCUUCCGAGGAAGAAGAAGAAGUCUACUGCGAGCCAUCGGCGCUACUCCAUCGUUUGGAGGCGGGCCUCGAACUGGUGCUGCUCUCAAAUACGUGAAACAAACUUUGUUCAGCGGCCGAUCACGUAAAAGAAAAGUACUUUUUGUAAUAACACACGACAGGUCCUAUGAUAAUGUUGCUAUCCCAGCUGCCACUUUGCGCCGCGCGGGAAUCGAGAUUAUUUCUAUUGGGGCUGGAAAAGCUCCUAGCACCUCACAGCUUCGUCAAAUGGCGGGAAAACGAACUGGAGCCAUGUUCACAUCUAGCUUCAGAACACUGCUCUCUAUUGCAAAGAUCGUUGAGCAAAAGGCGUGUAAAGGUGAGAUUUUUACCUGUGAACAACAAAUUUUAGAUUCUUUAGCAGGUCACUGUUUUGCAGUUAUCCAGGAUAAAAAAUAUUAGAUCCCACAGCGUCUAAUGUCGUUAAAGUAACCCAUUCUAUCUUGCUACUUUUAUUCACGGGAUUCAUUUACCUUAACUGCGAUAAAUUUGAUGGUGCAUUAAUAACCCCUGCAUUUUAAUUGCAUACUAGUAUAAAAUAUUGCGUGUUCUAUCUACCUAGAUUAAAUUAUUUUCUGUCGUUGACUUAUUUUAGGUCCCAGGCCUUUCGUAAAGCCACCACCAGGAGGUAUGUGACUGACCAUUGCAUUGCACACAUCAUGCGGGCUUAUCUUUGUAGAUGUUGGACCGAGCGAAAAUAACUACCAAUCAUCUUUUCCGACUUUUUUCAUGCGAUGAGUCUUCUUUGUUGUUGCUGAUGGAUUUCGUUUCUGUUAUUUACAGUUCUACCAAGACCAAAGCCUCAUGGGAAAGGUAUGUAGAUGACUAUGAUCAGUUUCUAUAACACCUUUAAAAAAAGAAAGAUUUAGUAUCAUAGAAAUUUUUCUUUCUUUGUUUUCAUGGCGCCAAACAACAAACGACGACUACAAGCGGUCAAAGCAACUCUUAGCCUGGAACAAACGUUUACUUUUGUUUUUUUAACUUGUAAAAAUACCUCAAAAAAUUGACCAAGAGAUAAGGGGAUUGCAUUUGAAUGUGUUCGAAGCAUAAUAUUCAUCAUAUUUUGAUAUUUUUUGUUUACAGUUGUUUCCCGUGCCCUUGAUAUUGGGUUAAUCGUGGACGCAUCUGCGAAUGUCGCCGGGAAAAGACUUAUUCGAAUUCGUAACUUUUUGAAACAAAUCGUGGCGUCCUUCACAGUGUCUACAUCAUUCACUCGCUUUGGAAUGGUCGAGUUCAGCAAUUAUCCAAGAAAAUUGUUUGAUUUCAACCGAUUCCCAAAUCAAGCUACCUUAAUCAAUGCGCUUGGUCAUGUACCGUACAUGGGGGGCCAAGCAAUGCUGGGAAAAGCCUUGAAGUAUUCCGCAGUGAAAUUGUUCUCACGGAGCCCCAGAAAGAAGGUUGCCAUAGUGGUAACAGGCAAGUCACUUGACUCGGUUGCAGGCCCCGCGCGUGAUUUGAGGCGCGCUGGCGUGAAAGUGGUCUCGGUGGGUAUUGGAGUUUAUAGCGUCCCACAGCUGCAACAGAUGGCUACUAACAAACGAAGUGUGUUUGCGACAAAGUUCAAGACUUUGAACAACAUUGUCAGAGCGAUCAAACAGAAAGCUUCCAAAGCUCUCCGUCCUGUCCCUCGUCCCUUGCCGGUGAGACCUCGACCAGGAGGAAGACGUCCGUACAGAUUCAUUGGCACCUACAAAGUUCCACCCAGGAAAUAUCUCGGUCGGGCAAUCCCGAUUAAAAACCCUACAUACGGACGUAUAAUAUGUGAGCGCAUAGCCCGUCGGGGUCGCUACCGAGCCUUUGCAGUCCGCGGGGGUCGUCAGUGCUUUGUUUCUCGCUCCUCCCCACGUAAGUUCAUGGUCUACGGCCGAACAAGGUCGAGGAAACCUGGGCGCAGUAUCAGGGUCUACAUUAGAUCCAGAGGUUGGUGUUAUAAGUAUUGUUUCUCUAGAUUUUUCUAUCCUUAUAAGCGACCUUCACUGCUGGAAACAAGUGACAGGCAUCCAGCAAAUUCGAGUUUCACGUAAUUAUUUUGGAUCGUGCGAUCUUUUUCUAUACAAGAAGAGUCCAACUAUAUGGUGUAAUCAGAUCAAAAAUGGCUUCACACGACAAAAAUUAUGCUCCGCGCAAUAUCAAAUAGGGACGGUUAAUCCCUUAAUCCUUUACCAUGACUUAUAUUUAUUCAGCAGCUCCCAUUAGACCCAAAGCCCGACCCAGAAUUCGGCCUCGAAUUCGUCCCAGGCUUCCGCUUCAUCCCAGGCCCCGGCCAGUAAAACUACCUUUACCAAGGCCAAGAAAACCAGGUUUGUUAAA
Molecule: messenger RNA, 2482 nt
Organism: Orbicella faveolata
Lineage: Eukaryota; Metazoa; Cnidaria; Anthozoa; Scleractinia; Merulinidae
Source: RefSeq, a predicted model, not a curated record